AUGAAGGCGGCAAUCCUGUUCGGGCUCCUGUCCCUGUCCUUCUCUGUGGGAAACGCGACCCCCAUCAAGGAACGAACCGUCCACCCGCAUUACUUCGUCGCGCCCUCGCCCCCUCACCCCCCACCUCCCCUCGAGUGGCAGGUGGAAGUCCUUCGCAACAAAACCAUCACGGUCAGGGGAACGCUCGAAGAUGUCAUAGACGAAGCCGUGAAGCAGAAUCCCAACUGGGAGAGGGACUACCUACAUGCGGCCAUCGACUAUGACGACGACAACGACAACGACCACGUCAACCGUGACACCACCUCCAAAACCGGGAAAUCCGUGAACGUGAAGCGCAAAGCCCAAGACUUCCACGCUACCCAGAUAGACUGCGGCCGGUUCGAGAGUGUUGAGUGGAUGGAGGCCCUGAAACGGGUCCAGUAUCUGUACGGCGUCGGCGGGAAGCCAACAAAUGGGCCUGGGCGUGGGGCUUGUACGCGCGUGAGCUGUGCCUAUAACACUGCUGUUGUGUGGUGUAAUGAUGAUCCGUUUACGAAGAGUCUCACCAGUUUCGCGAACAUUGCCGAUGGGGCCAUGGCUAUCCUGAACCAGUGCAUGUCAAGCCCAUUUGGCGAAGCGAGGACGGUUAGUGGGCAGGCGUUCAAUAGGAAUAACUGGAAUGUCAUCGUGAGGAAGGAGAGCUGCUGAUUGCGUGCGGGGGUGG
Messenger RNA from Aspergillus versicolor CBS 583.65, 703 nucleotides. RefSeq lists its product as uncharacterized. The transcript has 3 exons. Bases 1 to 687 code for a protein of 228 amino acids. Lineage: Eukaryota; Fungi; Ascomycota; Eurotiomycetes; Eurotiales; Aspergillaceae. The record is from RefSeq and is a predicted model, not a curated record.